AUGUCUCGCCGCAAGCAAGGCAAACCCCAGCACUUAAGCAAACGGGACUUCUCGCCAGCCGAGCCCCUCUCCGCGGCCGUGCUCUCGCCGGAGGAGCUGUCGGAGCGCUGCUCGGAGCUGUCGGAGGAGAGCGGCAGCCUCAACGGGCGCCACCACCCGGGCGCCGUGGGCCGGCUCGCCCGCCCGGGUCACGACGCCCACCCGUCCCCGGAGCAGGACCUGCUGACCUGCGGCCAGUGCCAGGCCACCUUCCCCCUGGCGGACAUCCUGCUCUUCAUCGAGCACAAGAGGAAGCGAUGCCACGGGCCGCCCUGCCUGCCGGUGGGCCGCGGGCUGGACAAGCCCCCCUCGCCCUCCCCCGGCCUGGCCCUCACCCCCUCCCCCGCCAUGAACCCCCUGCGCAGCCGCAGCCGCCGGCCCGUGGAGGUGGGCGUCCAGGCCACGCUGGCAGACGACGACGACGACCGCUUCUUGUUGCCCAGAGGGAUUUUUCCCAAGCAGGAGCCCCUCCCAGGUAAGGAGGAGCCGACCACCUAUACCUGCACCACAUGCAAGCAGUCGUAUGGCAGCGCCUGGUUCUUGCUGCAGCAUGCUCAGAAUACCCAUGGAUUCCGCAUCUACCUGGAAAGUGAACAUGGCAGCCCUCUCACACCACGUAUGGGUGGACCUUCCUCCCUGGGUGGGGGUGCAGACUGCCAUUCUCAGCCUCCCCUUCAUGGUCUCCAUUUGCCUCCAAAUGCAAGCCCCUUCAACCUCCUCCGCAUGCCUGGCUCUGGCUCAGGUGGAAGGGAUAGCAUCGGAAUGGGGGGUGGAGUUGGCUUAGGUGGCCAUGCUGGUGGGGGUCAUCAUCAGAGAUUCCCUCCGACACCACCUCUGUUCAGCCCUCCUCCGAGGAACCACUUGGACCACCAUCACCUGAGCCCAGAGGACCUGGCGCUGGCAGCCCACCACCCGAGUGCCUUUGACAGGGUGCUGCGCCUCAAUCCUCCUAUGCCCCUGGACCCCCCUCCAACAAUGGACUUCUCAAGGCGGCUAAGGGAGCUGGCGGGCAACACCUCAGGGUCCACUCCCCCGCUAUCACCCACCCGGCCCAGCCCCAUGCAGCGCUUACUCCAGCCAUUCCAAACAGGAGGUGGGAGUGGAGGAACAGGAGGAGCAGGGGGAAGCAAACCUCCAUAUCUUGCUACCCCACCCCCUCUUCCAGGCUCCCUGCAGUCACCUGUGGGCUCUCAGACCACUCCUACUACUCCUCUCCCCUCAGCAGGGGCAACACCCUCAUCCACCAACCCCUUGAAAUCUAAAUGUUGUGAAUUUUGUGGCAAAGCCUUCAAGUUUCAGAGUAAUCUAAUAGUGCACCGACGCAGCCACACAGGAGAGAAGCCCUACAAAUGUCAUCUGUGUGAUCAUGCUUGUACACAGGCUAGCAAACUGAAGCGACAUAUGAAGACACACAUGCACAAAUCCUCCUCGCCAAACGCAGGAAAAUCUGAAGAUGGCCUCUCAACAGCCUCUUCUCCAGAGCCUGGCACCAGCGACCACUUGGGUAGCGCAAGCCAUGCCCUCAAGUCAGUGGUGGCCAAGCUGAAAAGUGAGAAUAACCGCAUGCUUCGUGAGAAUGGUGAGGAGGAGGAGGAGGAAGAGGAGGAAGAGGAAGAAGAAGAGGAGGAGGAAGAGGAAGAGGAGGAAGAAGAAGAGGAGGGAGAGGAGGAAGAAGAGCAAAAUGGAGAGAGGGUACCCAGAAGGAACAACAGCUAUCACUGUGGUUUGAACCUGGAACCAACACGUCAGCAUGAAAACAAUGGCGGUAUUGGAAGUCGACUGGCAGCUUUGGCUGAGGAAGUGUCCAUCCCUCGGUCCCUGCCCGAGGUGAUGCAGGGAAUGGGUCUCGCUGCCAGCAUGCAGCACUUCAGCGAAGCCCUACAUGCACACAAAUGUAAUGCCAUGGCCAAGGAGAACCACCUGCACCACCACCUCAACCGAGACCACCACCACAAUCGCGAGAUGUGUGAUGGAGACUCUGUGCUUGAAACACACCGUGGGGAAGAUUGCUCCGUCUCAACAGUGAAUGGGCGGGGAGCAUCCCCUAAUGAAUCUGCCUCUGUAGGCCUCUCUAAGAAACUGCUUCUGGGUAGCCCCAGUCCGCUCAGCCCCUUCACUAAACGCAUCAAACUGGAAAAGGAAUUUGACUUGCCCACUCCAACAAUCCCUAAUACGGAGAACGUCUACUCCCAGUGGUUGGCUGGCUAUGCUGCCUCCCGACAACUCAAGGACCCUUUUCUGAACUUUGGGGAUUCCAGACAAUCGCCGUUCGCCUCUUCAUCGGAGCAUUCUUCAGAGAAUGGCAGUCUGCGUUUCUCGACCCCGCCGGGGGAACUGGAUGGUGGGAUGUCAGGCCGAAGUGGUACAGGCAGUGGGGGCAGCACUCCCCAUCUGGGGCGGCCCAACUCCAAGGAUGGUCGCAGGAGUGAUACUUGUGAGUAUUGUGGCAAGGUGUUCAAGAACUGCAGUAACCUCACAGUACACCGGCGCAGCCACACAGGGGAAAGACCAUACAAAUGUGACCUGUGCAAUUAUGCUUGUGCCCAGAGUUCCAAACUUACACGCCAUAUGAAGACCCAUGGUCAGGUGGGCAAAGACGUGUACAAGUGUGAAAUUUGUCAGAUGCCCUUCAGUGUCUACAGCACCUUGGAGAAACACAUGAAAAAAUGGCACAGUGACCGUCCUUUGAGUACCGAAAUAAAGUCAGAGUAGAAGGCCGAACUAUGGGACCUUUUCCCCUCAGCUAUG
Messenger RNA from Limanda limanda (common dab), 2787 nucleotides. It is a transcript of the gene bcl11aa, whose product is annotated as BCL11 transcription factor A a. NCBI's taxonomy places the organism in Eukaryota, Metazoa, Chordata, Actinopteri, Pleuronectiformes, Pleuronectidae. Gene Ontology annotation, biological process: negative regulation of dendrite development; regulation of transcription by RNA polymerase II. The record is from RefSeq and is a predicted model, not a curated record. Bases 1 to 2751 code for a protein of 916 amino acids. Gene Ontology annotation, cellular component: nucleus. Gene Ontology annotation, molecular function: DNA-binding transcription factor activity; RNA polymerase II cis-regulatory region sequence-specific DNA binding. The transcript has 3 exons.